AAGAUGGCAGCUUGGCUGAGGCAACUUGGUUCGCGGUUUAGCGGUCUUGGCAACGUUGUAACUGCGCUGAUCGUCGGUGCAGGUUUGACAAAAAUAUAUUACGAGACUACAGAUAGUGAGAAUGUUUCGACUCAGAAGCAGAUCCAGGAAAUCAUUGCAAGGCACGACCAUCUAAAGCACGGAAAUCACCUCCGAACUAUUGAUCCUCGUCAAGUGAAAACAAAUCUUGAUAAACUAGAUACACUGGCGGAAAUCGCUGACAAUGAGGACGAUAAUGUUUUCAAAUACGGCCUUCCGAAGAGAGCUCCGGAUUAUAUACGGUACAGGAAUCACGUUUUGUGCUACGAUCAAGCUAAGAAAACGCCGCGGUGGGUGUUGGAGCAUUUGACGCGGGACAAAGUAAAAGGAGAAGCCGAUCGAGCUCAUUCCACAUUUAAACCUGAUUUAAACAUUCCUGCGCGUUUUCAGUCAAAAAACGAUGACUACUGGGACAGUGGAUGGUCAAGAGGUCACAUGGCUCCUGCAAGUUGGUACCCUCUGUUACUAAAUGAGCACUACCCCAAUAUCCACAUUUCAAUUCUCCGGACUGAUCUCCAUACAACUCCUUAAAGAAUAAGCUGAGAGAAUUUGAUAAAAGAUCAAAAUAUUUUCUCUUUGGUGAUCAGCUUAUUUAUUUUCAUAACCUUUUCAAUCGAUGACUUAUUUACAUUAUAUUGUCAGGAGAAAAUUGAUAGUGGUCACGCGUGGAACUUACGUGUAAACAUAUUAAUGUAAAGCCACAUGCACUCACAAAACUAGAUGACGAUUCCUGCUUCCUCUCAUGGAUAGAAAAACCUACCAAGAUGAUGGAGGCCAACUUUUGGUAGAGGCAGUUUAGUUCAGACUGCUAGUUGUCCUCUUGAUUGCUGGUGGGGAGGGGUGGGGGGGGUAACACAACGGGAGCUGAGAAGCUUAUUUACUCUUCUGCAGAGCCUGGUCAUUCAGCUUGCACUGCUCUUCAAUGAGUAACCAGGGACUACUAACAGUCUCAGUGCUGUCCUGACUCAUUUUAUGGUAAAACAACAGCAGUUGUGCGAUUAUCAAUGAGGAAUAGAUUCUUUGAUUGACUCCUUGACAGGGUGAUGUAGUCUUCAACCUGCGUUUUCCUCUUAAAUAUAUUCCCUUAUUUUCAGGCAACAACAAGUUUAACCAAGAAGCUAUGGAUGCAACAUUCUUCUUGUCAAACAUUGUACCUCAAGAUCUGGACAACAAUGCUAACUAUUGGUACAGACUAGAAGCAUACUGUAGGGGUCUCACAAAGAGAUACUCCAGUGUAUAUAUUGUGUCUGGCCCACUCUAUUUACCAAAACAAGAAGAUGGAAAGAAGAUAGUCAAAUAUGAGGUCUGUUUAGUGUCUCAAUCGUUUUGAAACAUUUCAAGUAUUAAUUUGAUUUCUUUGGCUGAGCCAAACUUUUACUCUCGGCCAAUGGUUCCAAAAAUUAGUGCUCAAGAAAAAAAAUACAAAGUAAAGUCAUUUUGUAGUACCAUGUGAAAGUACUGCAGCACAGGUUUCAUUUGAACGGACACAUAGUAGGAUUUUAUCCAGAGACUGACAAGUUGAAGUAGUUUGUCCCAUAGAAUAAAAGUACCAUGUAAAGUUACUUCUACGUGUAUAGAGGUUUCACAUGCAUGGUCACCCAUGAAUAGUGAAAUAGUAAUUAAAAUACUGAAGCCAGAUGUUUGAGUUGUUGGACUGUUACUGAGAUCGAGAAUGCCCUGUUACCCCAGUCCAAAAGACUGAAAAACGUCACUGUUUUCAGGCUAGUUUGCAAUAAUUUAGACAGCCACGCGUUUUAAUUUACUUUGUUGUAUUUCCUUAGGUCAUAGGCACGAACAACGUUGCAGUACCAACACACUUAUAUAAAGUAAUUCUCGCGGAGGACGAAAGUAAGGAGACCGUCCUCGGAGCCUUUGUAAUUCCAAACGAACCAGUGAGCUUCGAGCGUAAGCUGCAGGAUUUUCAAGUUCCUCUCGAAGAUUUAGAACGAUUUUCAGGUUUGGUAUUUUUUCCUGCGCUUAAUUACGGCAAGGCAAGCGAUCUCUGUUUUACGGAUGGCUGCAAAAUGAUGUCUAAAGAGCGGAUGGACAUGAUAGUUUAUGGCCGUCGACUGCGUAACGCGGAGAACUCAGACCUUCUGCAAAAAGUGUGGGAAGAAAUGAAGGAGAACAAAAUGGCUCCUGAUAAAUUUACCAUUGACAUAUACGAGAGGAGGAAAAGAGAAUUACAAGAACAGGAGACUGAGGUGGUUAAAAUCAGUGAAGAGUAG
Porites lobata is the source of this 2306-nucleotide messenger RNA. The record is from the annotation of a GenBank genome assembly. Lineage: Eukaryota; Metazoa; Cnidaria; Anthozoa; Scleractinia; Poritidae.